Messenger RNA from Ustilaginoidea virens, 384 nucleotides. RefSeq lists its product as uncharacterized. Lineage: Eukaryota; Fungi; Ascomycota; Sordariomycetes; Hypocreales; Clavicipitaceae. The record is from RefSeq and is a predicted model, not a curated record. Gene Ontology annotation, molecular function: protein heterodimerization activity. The transcript has 2 exons. Gene Ontology annotation, biological process: peptidyl-glutamine methylation; rRNA (guanine-N7)-methylation; tRNA methylation. The coding region runs from base 1 to 384 and encodes 127 amino acids.
AUGAAGGUUCUCACCCUCAACUUCGUCACCUGCGCCGCAAAGGCAUGCAAGAGCUCAUCCGAUUCAUACCCUCUGCACCCCAAAGACGCCGAACUAGUCCAGGACGAAAUCGACCUCAACCCCGACAUGAUCAUCAACGUGCUGCCGCGCCUGGACUGGGCGGCGCUGAGAACCACUUCCUCCGAGCUCGGGUUCCCGGACCUGCCGGAGCAGGCGCCAAGCGCGGAGCAGCUGCGGGCUGACGAGAAGAUGCUGAAGGAUCUGCACCACUUGCUGCUGGAGACGCAGAUGGCGGAGGGGAAGCUGGUGUGCGCGAGCUGCGGGCACGAGUACCAUGUGAAGGAGGGGAUUGCGAACUUUCUGCUGCCGAGUCAUUUGGUUUGA